GAAGAGAAAGAUUUUUAAUUGUAUAAAUAGCUUUGCUAAUCUAAGGCCGUUUAAGACUUGUAAAACGAAAAGAAAAGUAACCCAGCACUGUUUUUUAGUUUUACGGGCUUCUUUUGAAUUUGCUUAUAUGUUCAAUAUCUGUAUAAUCUUUGAUUAAUUUUUCGUUCGUCGAUUGUGAAUGUGUAAAACCCUUUUCUGGGUAUAAGAAAGAACAAAACUUUGAUACAAACAAGCAAAAAUGGUUCACUUGCUUUUGUCAAAGCCUAACUGGAAAGAAGAAGAUGGAGAUAGAGAUAGUGACCUUGGCAAGCAAUGGGUAUUGCUUUUGAACAAAUUGGAAUCUAUAAUCUGGUCAUUGAUUAAUGCUGGUGGUGGUCGAUCAGAAGCUCGUUUAUGGCUUUGUAGUUCAAUAGCAGCCAUUUCUUCAUUAACUUCUCGCCAGCAAAAGGAUUUGUUUGUGGGGUUACUGAGAAGAAAACCUACUAAUAGGAGUUUGGCAUCUCAGCUCUUGCAAAUGAUGUUUGAGAAAAGGAGGCGGAAAGUGGGGGCUAUUGUUGCUAAGCGAAGUUAUUUGCUCGAGAAGUUCUUUGACGGUAAUCCUAUGCAUAUAAUGCAGUGGUUUUCUAACUUUGCUGAUAAUGGUGGAUUAGAUCAUAAAAAAGGUGCUAAAGCAUUAUCCCAAUUUGCUUUUGUAAAUCGUGAUAUAUGUUGGGAGGAGCUUCAAUGGAAGGGAAAACAUGGGCAAUCGCCUGCUGUGGUUGCUACGAAGCCUCAUUACUUUCUUGAUUUGGAUGUACAAAAAACAGUGGAAAAUUUUCUUGAAAAUGUACCUGAGUUUUGGUCAUCCAGUGAGUUUGCCGAGUCCUUGAGGGAUGGUGAUAUUUUGUUUGUUGAUACAAAAUACUUUGUGGAGUUUUUUGUUGGCUUGAUGUAUGAAGAGGAUGCAAAAGAUGUAUGGAAAGUCAUAAAUGAGUUUCUCAUGGAGGAAUACUUUUCUUCUUUGUGUAAGCACCUUCUUAUCACUCUUGAAGAGGAAGAAUUGUGCACUGUUCUGGAAUUAUUACGUAAAUAUUUAGGCCUAAGAAUGGAAUCAAUAGAUUUUGGUAACUCAUCUUGUUGGCUUGAGUUAGUGCUCUCUAAAUCCAAAGAUUGUAAAUCCCUUGACCAGCUACUUCUAUUAAAUGCAUUUAUUAACCAAGGACGCCAGCUUCUACGGCUUUUGCAUGAUGAAGAGGCAGCAAAGGAACAAACAAAAAUUAAGGAUAUUGUAUCACAGAUAUGCACAGUGUCAAGCAAUGCAAAUUACCUGGUCCCUUUGUUGAGUGAAUGCUUCAAGUUGAAAUUCGCAGAAACAGUUAAGUUCUUGGGGCUCCAGUCUUGGGUUAUUCAUUAUGCAUUAUUAGAGGAGUCCAGGACUUCAGAGUCAUGGGAAUCUUUAUUUUCAAAUAAUGGAAUAAGCUUCCGAAAAUCUGAUAAAUAUGCGCUGGUAGUUUGUGAUGGAUUCUCAGAAGAAAAUGAUUCUGAAUUAGAUAAUGAUGCAUCAAUUAGAAGAAAGGGCAGGAGAAAAAAGAAGAGUAGGAAGAAAAGGAGGAGGAAUUCUGAUGAUGAUGACUUCAACGAAAAUGAGCUGCUGGAUUUUGAUACAUCAAAUAACUGGCCAGGGCUGCAAUCUAGGGCUACAAGUUGGUUGCUUUCUACAGAUGGGUUUUCUGCAUCAUGGACCAAUGUGGAUUUGCCUGAACACCUUUCAAAGUUUUGCUUUUCGACAUGGAUGAAGUGGUUGCUAACUGAAGUGGCAUAGUUCAUGCAGUCUGUGCGUUUUGGUCAUUUUGCAAAGAUUAUCAAAGUUGCGGAGGGAGUUACAGAUUCUGUGGGAGGAUGUAUCUUUCCAUUAGUUUCUUUUUCAAUCAAAUUCCUUCUCAUAGGGUGAAUACUUCAAGUAGGAAGCAGAACUCUUUAUGGACAUAUAUGAGUAGUAUCUUCUCUCAACUGAGUAACUUGGAAUCCCCUGAUGAUGUUGGUACGUUGCUGGAGAGUUAAGAGUUUAGAUUUUAUUGGAAGAACAUCCAUCAGCAAUCAUCUCUUCCGUAAGAGUGUAGAAGUAUAGGACUGCCUAUUAAUCAGUACAUAAUAGGACAACAAGCAUUUGCACAGAAAAAGAAUGCAGAUUCAAAAACUGUGGAUCAGAUUUUGCAGAAGUGGAGAAGAGGCCCCUUUAUUUUUUUGGCAUCCAUGUAAUGCCCUUCUUUUGUGCGGGCUACAAGCUUAUUGGGUUCAUUCUGCAGAUUACAUAUGAAUUGCAUCCUUCGACUUUCAGUGAAUGCCAAUUACAUCUGAAACAUAUAAUUUCUUAGCUCGAUAGAGCCACUUACAGUCGGUUUCUACUAUCCUGAUGUGCAUAGGAUUGAAUUCAGUUGUUUCAUAACAAGAGUCAACUUUUGAGUCCCAAUUUUGAUACUAAAUUUCAUGAGUCCAAAAAUGGUUUUGUGACA
Ricinus communis (castor bean) is the source of this 2492-nucleotide messenger RNA. RefSeq lists its product as uncharacterized. NCBI's taxonomy places the organism in Eukaryota, Viridiplantae, Streptophyta, Magnoliopsida, Malpighiales, Euphorbiaceae. The transcript is spliced from 5 exons. Bases 239 to 1801 code for a protein of 520 amino acids. The record is from RefSeq and is a predicted model, not a curated record.